Messenger RNA from Parnassius mnemosyne (clouded apollo), 4793 nucleotides. The record is from the annotation of a GenBank genome assembly. Lineage: Eukaryota; Metazoa; Arthropoda; Insecta; Lepidoptera; Papilionidae.
GUUCAUUAAAUGUACUUCUGUUACUUGUUGUACUUAUUUUAGUAUAAUUUUAUAUCACAGUGCAGUUAGAGUGCGUUCUGUUUUAACAAUUUACUUGUUUAUGUUAUGUUUUUUAUCGAAUAAUGGGAUAUAGAAUGCUGUGGUCCAUAGACAUCUACAUCUAUUCUUAAAUAAGAAUCAAAAUACGUUGUCACCCCCGAGGAGUAAGAUGAAAUGCCUCGUUUCUGGUACACUCACCACACGGAACACAGCAAAAUUGAGCUGCUAUUUUACAGUUAUUAUUUAUUAUUUUUAGUGUUACGACCAUAACAUACGUGCAGCAUGGCUCUACCAUGUUACAACUUAUUGGUCACUUCAGGUACCUAGUUGAGUUAAUACGAUUAACAAAGAUUGUAUGAUUAAUUUCAAACUGGAAAUAGUAAGUAAAAACAAAAUUAGUCAUAGAUCAUAACACCUAGCGGAUUUCCCUCGUCCCUCGUGACAAAUCUGUUUGAUCUGUUUGAAAUUCACGGAAUCGUAAUGCGUAGCGCAAACAAACAUACUGACUGUAUACCAAUCAAUUUUAGGCAUUUAGACAGCCGCAUUAGAUAGCGCAUUACGCCUAUUGUAAACACUGUUGUCUAUCGAACGGAACUGGACCACCACGUUGAUAUACUUACUAUCUGUUUUACAAUUGCAUUUUAAUGACGAGCAUAUAUUACUAUAGCGUAAAACGGCCUCAUCCAGUAUACUGAAUAUACUCUGUUUCAGUAUACUCUAAUUCCUUGUUAUCCACCUGCGUGCGUGCUCAUAGCACUUGUUACGUAAUAAAUGAUGAAUGAUAUUUUUUUAAUUACACUCUUGACAUCUUUAUAUAAUCCAUCCAUCCAUCCAAAUUGUUUGUUGUUGCUGAUUUAAUGACUUGAUAAUGAUUGAGUUUGAUGUGUUAAUUUUAGUAAAACUGAAAUUUCCAAGAAUAAACAAAUUUGCAUGUCUCCCCCAGGUACUUAGUAUUCCCAUGUAAGAUACAUACAAAAAAGUAAGUAAAAAAAAUUUGCCACGUUCGCACAGAACACCAGCGUGAAAUAGCAGUUUAAUGCUGCUGUGUUUCAAAUGAUGAGUAACAAGAAAAAAAGACCGAUUUUACUGGUUACAAUUACGAGGCAUUCCAUCAUAGUUCUCAGGGGUGACAAAACGCAGUUGUAUGUUGAAUCUUAAUAGAGGAUAAUGUAGAUGUUUAUGGGUCGCGUAGCAUCCACUUACCAUCGGUUGAACUAUGUACUCGUUUGUUACCCCAUCCUUAACUCCUAUAAAACCACUUCUUGGCUAAUAAUUAACUAAAAUAAAAUAAAUAUCGCAUAGAAUACUAAUACGUAAAAUAGCAGCUUAACUCUGCUGUGUUUCGCAUGGUGAGUGUAGAGAACCGGAGACCCUUUUUACUGGAAAAGAGGCAUUCCAUCUUAGUCCUAACGGGUGACAGCGCAUCUGCAUUUUAAUUCGCAAACGAGGACAAAUGUAGAUGUCUAUGGGCCACAGCAACCACUUACCAUCAGGUGGACUGUGUGCUCGCUUGUCACCCUAUCCUAUAAUAAUAAAAAAUAAUAAAAUAAAUGAGGGUCGAAAAAAUACUCUCUAUAUUAGACACUAUCCAAGUGUCCCAUGGUGCAUAGAAAUCAAACUUCGUUGUCGAAUAGUUAAAUACUUCGUUAUGAUUACAUCCUAGCACAAGUUUACAGCUGAAUAGGCCACCCUGAUAGAUCACAAGAAAACACGGUCCUGAACCACCUGCAUCUACUUCCAUGCUGUACUUUGGUAAUCCAUUAUUGACAUUUUCAGUAAAAUAAAAACUGUUCACAUUUUGAUAGCUAUAUUAUGUUGUUCACUUUUAGGCAUAUUAUUAUAUAUUUUAGGCAUAUUUACGAAGCUAUCUCUAGGCGUACAGCUCAGACGCAGUGAGGUUAUUAAUGAGCAAAGUCAUUGAUUGAAUCAUUCAGAUAUCACGGAUCAUGUAGGUCACACCAGUAGAUCAUGGAAAUGGGUCAUCAGACAAUCAAGGUUCCUUAAUGAUAUGUAAGGAGGGUAAUUUAGUUUCACACCGUUAUGGAUAAGGUCACUGUUACACCUUCCGGGCAGGCCUGCAUCAUCUUUAUUGCAACUUUUUACCAAGUUUUUAUUGACUCGUUUUCGUGUAUGUCUGUUUAGGGUCUAAUUUGGUAAUUGAUUUUAAACUAAUUUCCCGAUGAGCUAGAUACUUGAAAUUUUGAACAUAGCUCAGAGUUGGAUUAAUAUUAUGUUUUUUUUUUCCUCAUUAAUUAUUUUUUAAUAAUCUAAAGCCAAUGUUUAAAUACACAAAAUAUCUUUAUGCCUAACUUAAAUAGGAUAAAUUAGAAUAAAUUUAGGAUGCUGUGUCAGACUCUCGGAAAACGACUGGGAUUACAAACGAGACUCGGCGACUUGAUACCUCGUACUUUGCUGUUGGUAGAGACCUGCCUUUGUCUAUCAACGAUCUGAAUCACAAAUAGCAUAUAGUAAUAGAAGCUGUUGAUUUUGUUUUUGUCUUGGGUGUGAAAAUCUAAAAUUGUAAAUAUUUUUUUUUGAAUUUUCCAUAUUUCAAGUAAAUUAAGCAUACAUUAUUCGAAAGGAACUAUGCACUAGAUGUGUUGACAAAAAAAAAGUGUGUAUAUGUUGCCGUUAAGGCAAGUAAAAUAAAGUUAAGAUAACAUAACAUACACACAUGAUGUUUUCCAUACAAAACGCUUUGACCAAUAAAAUGGCCAAACAACGAAACGCGAUAAUUUGUUAAUUUAUUAAUCAUGAUUUUUAUAUUUUUAUUCAGAGCUCUUUGCUAUUCCUGUUCCUCGGAUGCAGCGGAGUUUUAUCAGCUAGACUAUGCUGCACAAACAACGAAACUAUCAAGUUUCGAGGCUUCUGUGGCGACGAGUCCAAACGAAUCGACUUGAACUGUACCAACGGUCGCAUGCUUCUCAAAGACAUUAUCCUUGAGGGAAAUAAAGUCUCUACGCAAGACUCUCCUGGAUUCGUUUUUGUGGAAGAUCCUAAUGAGUACUGUACUGGUGUAAUGGAUCGUAACGCAAGUGAUUCGAGUAAGGGCCAGGUGCCGGUGGCGGUGGUGUGCUUCGAGGACUUGGGCCGGUCGUACGAAAUAGAGACCGGUGGGAUUCUAACGCUGAUUUCCGUGUUCUUUCUAGCAGUCACCUUCGCUGUGUAUAUGUAUUUACCACAAAUGAGGGACCUACAAGGCCUGUGCUAUAUGUGCAUGUGCAUCAGUAUGGCUUUAGGAUUCCUUUCGCUAGCAGUGCUCCAGCUCGGUACUCAGUUCGCAGGCGAAAUUUGUACUGUCACUGGCUUCAUGGUGUAUUUUUGGAUGAUGGCAACAUUCUUUUGGAUGAACGUAAUAAGCAUUAACAUGUAUCGGACUGUACAAGACGCAGCCUACUUGAAGAAGACUGAAAGAAAGCAGUACUUUUGCUACAGCUGCUAUGCCUGGGGGUGCACGCUUUUGUUACUCUUCGUGGCGCUUAUAACUAAUUUCGUAGAAGGAGAGCACUGGAAACCUGGCUUCGGCCAAACCAGCUGCUGGUUUCAAGGCCGCACGGAAACUUGGAUAUUCUUUUACGGUCCGGUCGCGAUGCUUAUUACGGCCAACGUCAUUCUCUUUGUCAUGUCGUCUUACAACUUGUGGAUGCAGCACACAAGGAAAUACGAAGUCAGCAAGUUAAACAACCUAAAGCAUAAAUUCCUGGUUUCUCUCAAGCUGUUCCUAGUUAUGGGUAUUUCUUGGAUAUUCGAGAUCGCUAGCUUUGCACACGGACAAGCACAUAUCAUUUGGAAAAUAAUGGACAUUUUUAACUGUCUACAAGGAGUCGUUAUAUUCCUCAUUCUGGUAGUGCUGAGAAGGAGAGCGAUGCAAGGUCUGGCCAACGAGAACUGUUGUCUACUAAUAACUCGUCCACUAGCUGAGAAACUGAGUCCCCACGAUGACGCGGACGAUCAACAAAUACUGUCCGAUGACACAGUAGAGGUUAGGCUGAACUAACUUAAGUGAUUGUUUAAAUAUCAACUUCCUUUUUUAAUUGUUUUAACUAAGUCAAGUAAUUAACGUAUGGUUAGAAAAAUUCCAAACAAGUUUUAUUGUCUUUGAAUAGAGAAAUAUAUAGUGUAAACAAAAUAUUCCAUGUUGUAAAAUAAGCUUUAAAUAUUCAAUUACAAAUAACAAAAAAAAAUACAUUUGUAAGUGAUAAAAAAAAAAGUUUUAACUUUGGAUACUAGAGCCACAUGACAACACGAAUCUCUUUCUUUUGUAUAACUUAUGUAGGUUUUAUUUUACUUGAGGAUUAAACGUCUGUUUAAGGAAGUAGGCUAGGUACCUAAAGUAACUAUAAUUGAUAGUAUCAAAAGAUCAUUAUGUUGUAUGAGUACUUUAAAACCAAAUAUAGAUGUACUUUAACACUUAUCUUUAGUUACUUACUUAUCACUGAAUAUCUUGCAUUAGUCAUAGUCUAAGUAGAUAAGGGUCUAAGACAUAAUUCGUAGAAUGCUUGCAUAUUAGUGGUUUUAUACACUAUAGUAAGUUUUUGAUUAAAAUAUAAUAUUAUGUGCCAUAAUACAUUUUAAAUUAUUAAGUAUCUGUAAAGUUUUGUAAUUAUGAAUAAAGAACUAAAUGAUCUAAAAAAAGUCUAUAAUAAUCUCUAGAAUUUACUCAAGUAAAUACUAAGAGAGAAACAGACUGAAUUUUUAUAAUAUUGUUCCUAUAUUUGUUGUAAUGCAUGAUAUUUAUGUUAAAAUAAAAGUUU